GGGUCUCCUUGCCUUGCGAGUUACUGUUGGUACGUCAUUGGCUCUGUUUUCCAGCAGCCGAGUUGGCAGUGUUUACCUCUCUCGUCCCGUGUAAUUCAUUACUCGAUGCGGACAGACAGGCAGACCCCCAACGAGGGGACCUAGGUUUGGAUGUGGGCGCACGCCACGACGCAGGUCUUGGUCCUCUUCACCUACUCGGCCAGCCAGCCACCUAUUCACCUAUCAACAUCAACUUGUCGACUCACCAUGAUGGGUCGUGACUCGGAUCGACUGUAACUCUAAAUCCUAUAAGAACAACCAUCCACCCCCGUCUUCCCUACCUUAGCUUUGUUACCUCUUGCUUGUAGGCCUCCAUCCAUAAACACCCUCUCAUGCCCGGUCUCGGCCUCCUUCUGCUACACCUAUACGACCCAUACCUUGGAACGACCUCCUAGCCUAGGUACUUUCACCAUGACCUCUCUCACUCCCCGUCCUCCCUACACGGACGAUGAGCUCAAGAAGCUCUACCCACCCAGUCUCCAACUCCAACAGGUCCAGAUCCUCAUGCGCCAUGGCGAACGUACCCCGGUAACCGCCCGCUUCCAGAACGCCGGUCUCAAGCCCUUCUGGCCCUACUGCGCCAGCGUCCGCCAGCUGAGGUCGAUAAUGCUCGACUACAACGGCGAGAACAGACCCAAGGACCUGGCAAUGCCAACAACAACAACCGGAAAGCCCUCCUUCCACACGGUCGAAUGGAAGCGCCGUCUCGAGACCUUUGGCCACAAGGAUGAGCCCGUGGUAGCCAAGGGGCCCGGCCACGAAAUCGACGAUAUUUGCGACUUUGGCGCCCUGACGGACCUAGGCCGCCAGUCCACCUCGCGCCUCGGCAUGCGCCUCCGCAAGCUCUACGUCGACCGGCUCGGCUUUUUGCCCGAAACCAUCAGCUCCACCGACGACUUCUACCUGCGGUCGACUAACGUGCCCCGCGCGCUCGAGUCCAUGCACCAGGCCUUCCAGGCCUUGUACCCGCCCUCCACGCGCGAAGCCGAUCCGGAGACGGGCAAGUUUCCCGUACCCACCGUGCUGACCCGGGGCCCGGGAGACGAGACGCUCUACCCCAACGACGGCAACUGCCGCCGGUUUGCGGCGCUCUCGCGGGCGUUCGCCCAGCGCGCGGCAGACAGGUGGAACACCUCCGACGAGAUGGAGUACCUGAACAAAGUCUACGGCAAGUGGAUGCCGGCUAACAGCCCGCGCGUUGCCGUCGACUCGAGGCCGCGUCUGUCGGGCAUCAUGGACACCGUGAACGCCAGUCUGGCGCAUGGUCCGGAAACGCGGCUGCCGGAGGACUUUUAUGACCACAAGGCCCGCAAGCUCCUGGAGAGAAUUGCCAGUGAUGAGUGGUUCGCGGGUUUCAACGAGUCGCGCGAGUAUCGCAUGUUGGGAAUCGGUGGGCUGUUGGGCGACAUCGUUGAGCGGAUGGUCAGCCGCGCUGAGCACACACAUUCUUCACAUCCCGUCAACACCGAAUCAGCCACCUCGGACCCCUCAGGCCCUGGCAUCAAGUUCGGUCUGUCGGGGUGCCACGACACCACGUUGGCGGGAAUGCUCUCCAGCCUAGGCGCGUACGACAGCAGCAGCUGGCCUCCGUUUACUAGCCACAUUGCUAUCGAGUUAUUCCGUAAGGCGGAUAGUACUAGCUCUCCUGCAGACCAAAUUUCUGCAGUAACACCCCCCGCCAAGCGUGGCUGGUGGGAGUCCAUGUUCCCCGGCAGCGCUGGUCGGAAUAAGAACCCUCUGGGGCCGGGCAUCGGCAGGAAAUCCUCCGAGUACCUGACCUCGUCCGAAAAAUCCAAGCUGGACGGCUACUACGUUCGCAUGCGGUACAACGACGAGCCGGUGACGAUUCCGGGGUGCAAGACGCCUGGGAACCAUUUGGAGGGGGACGACUCGUUUUGCACUUUGUCCGCCUUCAAAUCAAUAGUCGACAAAUUCACUCCCCAAGAUUGGAAGCAGCAGUGCCGAAUGAACUUGGGCCAGCCGGCUACGCCUCCUAGUGGUGAGCCGGAGUGGGCUGGACAUCCUUGAAUGUGAGUGAGUGAGUCCUUUGAGCGGAGGAAGGGAGGGAUAUAGAAAUAGAGAAGAAGAAAGAGACUUUUCGACAUUACAAAAGAUCUCCUACCUAACUAGAGGAGGUACCCAAAACAGUUACAAGUCUUGGGGGAUCUCACCACGGGUUGGUUAGGUACUGCUUAGAACUUUCCCUGAUAGUUAGAGGGGAAAUAGCGUCGUCGACCAGAAGAUUUAAGAAGAAGAAAACAGAACCAAAACCAACGAGCAAUCGGUAAAGAAUAGUAAUGAUAAUUAUAAUGGACCUUUUGCAGAAGGGAAAAAAAAAAAAAAAAAAAAAAA
Neurospora hispaniola is the source of this 2391-nucleotide messenger RNA. RefSeq names its product phosphoglycerate mutase-like protein. Gene Ontology annotation, molecular function: phosphatase activity. The transcript has 2 exons. Lineage: Eukaryota; Fungi; Ascomycota; Sordariomycetes; Sordariales; Sordariaceae. The record is from RefSeq and is a predicted model, not a curated record. The coding region runs from base 451 to 2067 and encodes 538 amino acids. Gene Ontology annotation, biological process: dephosphorylation.